This is a messenger RNA of Aspergillus neoniger CBS 115656, 706 nucleotides long. RefSeq lists its product as uncharacterized. NCBI's taxonomy places the organism in Eukaryota, Fungi, Ascomycota, Eurotiomycetes, Eurotiales, Aspergillaceae. The coding region runs from base 1 to 567 and encodes 188 amino acids. The transcript is spliced from 4 exons. The record is from RefSeq and is a predicted model, not a curated record.
AUGGCGACUCAAGAGGGUGGUCGGUGGGAGGACGACGGCACCUCAGUCGCAAGAGCCGAGAGCGACGGGAAAGGCAAAGAAAAAGACGGUCGAAAAGCUGGACAACCACCACCACCAAGAGUCGCACCCGAGUGUCGGAUCCGACGAGAUGAGAAAGAAAGGAUAGCGAUGGUGGUUGAGGGAGUAGGAAGAGGGGUGGGCCGUGGGAGAUAUGCACCAAAAAAUCGAAGGGAAAUGGUGAAGAGAAUGGGCGAGAAGAAGUCGGGUUGGGUCGAAGAGAAGGUUGAGGAGGAAGAGAGAGAGAGAGAGAGAGGAAGAGGGAGUGGGCGCUGGAUGGAUGGAUGGAUGUGGUUUCACCCAAAGCGAGCAGAGAUGCGAAUUGAUUCUCUAUAUUCUCCAUUCAACCCUUUUUUCUAUUUGCGCGUGGCUUUCUUUCAUCGCAGAAUCCUAAAUCGCAUUGCGUCCGAACGGACCGGCUUCCAUCUGGAUCUACGAGAUCGGCGACUCUGCCUGGAAGGACUUCUGGCCGAUAGUAACGUACAAAGUACCUGUCAGAUGAAUCGCUAAAACUACACUUUUAUAUUGCUAUAAUUUUUGUCAUAUAAUAAUGCCAGUGAUGGGGUGAAGGGUGAGUGCAAAGUGCUGUUGGAUCUCUGGAGUAUCGGCCGGGUGUUGGCGCAAACGACGGCGACAUUGUCGAUCUGCG